AACACAACCCUACCUCAAAAAGAAAACAAAUAAAAAAUUAAUUCGCCAGACACUCUUGACUUUACUCGACUCCCCCAAAAACACAAACUCACGAGCUACAUUGAAGGCAGCACUGCAACUGGAAAAUCAGACCUGUCGAUUUGCACGUGAAGGCAUCUGUUUUUCAAGAGGGACGGAAGAAGUUUAGUGUUUUACAGGAAGAAGACUCAUCUGCGAGGCUUGUUGUGUGUGUGUGUAGUUUCGUGUGUUGAAUGUCUAGUCUGCCUCAUCAUUUCACUUCGCUCCUGGAAAACACCUAGACGGUACCUUUGCUGCAGCCCAAGUUGUGUCAUUUCAGCCAUGGCACUUUGAUAGAUACUUUAAACUUCGUCGGUAGGUGUUCUUUAUGUGCUGCGGGUAACAGACGAGCGGUGAGAUGGCCAUCGCCCACGUGGCUACAGAGUACGUGUUCAGCGAUUUUCUGCUGAAGGACCCAAACCAGUCUCGAUACCACAACGUCCGAACUGAGCUGGCUGUGGACAAGAUGGUGACCUGUGUGGCAGUGGGCCUGCCCCUCCUCCUCAUUUCUCUGGCCUUCGCUCAAGAAGUUUCAGUCGGUACUCAGAUCAGCUGCUUUGCUCCUUCUAAUUUCUCCUGGAGGCAAGCUGCUUAUGUGGACUCGUUCUGCUGGGCCUCUGUACAUACACACACUCUACCUCUGUGGCUGCACAAGUUCUUCCCCUACAUCCUGUUGCUGGUGGCGGUGCUGAUGUACACGCCGGCGCUGUUCUGGAGGUUUUCUGCAGCGCCCCUGCUGCAGUCGGACCUCAGCUUCCUCAUGGAGGAGUUGGACCGCUCUUACAACCGUGCCGUCACUCUGGCCAAACGCAUGGCCACCUCGGCAGUGCGCACCUCAGACGGCGACAUCACCGAGGGCUGUUUCGAUUACCCGCUGGUGGGGAAGUUUCUGAUGACCAAGCGCUGCUCGCGGUCGAUGCUGUUUUACUACCUGCUGUGUCGCGGCCUGACUCUAGUCACCCUGCUGUGUGCCUGUGUCUACCUGGGCUACUACCUCCGCCUGGCCUCCAAAACGGACGAGUUUGGCUGCAGCCUGCGUGUCGGCCUGCUCGCCUCCGACCCGGGCGUCCCCGACAAGGUGCAGUGUAAGCUCGUCGCUGUGGGAGUCUUCUAUCUGCUGAGCCUCGUCAACUUGGUUCUGUUCGUUGCGCUGAUUCCCGCGGUGAUCUAUGCCGGUCUCCGUCCCCUCUUCUGCCAUGGAUAUGCCCGCUUCCUGGAAACCUACCAAUCGCUGCCCACCGUGAGCGUCCUGCCCACCCCUGGUAACCAAUGGGACGAUCUCUCACUGUAUUUGCUCUUCCUGGAGGAGAACCUCAGCGAACUGAAGUCCUACAAAUACAUCAAGGUGUUGGAGUUGUUGAAGAGACGAGGUGAAUGCUCAGGGGAAGACUUUGAUUCCAUGGGUCUGCUGCAGACUCUCUGUCCAGUGAAGAUGGACAGCGUGGAUGGGAAAAAACCUACCGGCGCUGCGGGGAAACAGGAUCAAGUGAAGACGAAUGCAGGGGACCCUGCCGGCAGCCCCACAGCACCUAAGAACAGCUGCGAGAGUCCAAACUCGUCCGAGGAUAACGACAGCAAGACGGAAACUGAGAUGAAAGAGCUGACUCCCUUGAUACUGAGAAACAGCGACGUAACGGGCAGCAAAAGCAGCGAGGGAGAGACUCUCCGACAGCGAGCGCUGUGAUCGGGACACCCUGGACAAAGUUGUUUCUUGAGGGAAAUAACUCCACAACUAUCCCGUGGCGCAGCCACAGCUCGUGCCCCAUCCUGUCCUGAUGGAGGGGUUGGAAAAAUGGAAUGGGAGAGAGCGAAGCACCAUCAUUGUCCCCCUUUUUCUUUUUCUUUUAUUUUUCUUUUAUUUUUUAAAUGAUGUGCGUUUUUUUUUUAAGAGUGGUUUGCGAAGCAGAUUUAUUUUUGUCUAACAGCGCAGUUAAAUAAAGUGAGGAUGUGAGCAUGGGGUGAUGUAAAACUAGACACUGGAAGAUGAUGUUGGUACGGAUUUCAGGAAUCGUUGAAUUUGUCGAAACCAUUAAGGACUCAUACAAACUUAUUUCUGACUGAAUGCUUGAAACACUACAGUACUACAAUGCAAGGGGUAGGGUUUUUAAGUGAGUUAAAUAAUAUAGAAAGUGUCUUAAAGCUGCCACCAUACGACAAGUAUGGAAUUGUCAAAAUUGCAGUCAUGCAGGUGAUGUAUUUAUUUGCACGACCGUUGUGGGAGAAUGUAAUUUUUAUGAGAUUGUCAAUCACAUUACAAGAUAAUGUCAAGGUUGUGGAGGAGGAUAACACUCAAUGAUGAAGUCCUUCUUCAUUAUAGGCAGCUGAAACAUAAACCUGUGCUCGUAAAUGUCAGAGAACUCUCUGGUCUAUUUUAGAGGAGCAUUCUCAGUCAGUCAUUGGAUUAUCGAUUAUAAGAUGUUUUACAUGUGGUGCAAAUGGGAGGACGAGGAAAAACGGUACAAGCUGAUCAGCGUAAUUUCUCCUAAAUGUCAGUAUUUUAUAAGGAAACGGAACAUCACAGGUAGUAACUCCAAGUCAUUAUCCAGUUUGGGGGCUUUGGGUUAAAUCAUUUUGUCAGAGUUUAUACUUUUUUUUCAGAUGUUUGGAUGUCUCAACCUGGAAUUAAACUUGCCAUGUUGGUUUUGGGAAUCUCAGGGAUAAAAACAUCUCACUACAUCGCAUGUGAUUGUCUGUGUUUACGUCAGACUUGGUAUUUUAAGCCUCUUCCACUGCCUGUAUAUAUGUACUGCACUAAGUGGAACAUUUUAACAUUUCUUCAUGAAAGUGGUCAGGUCUCCUCUUUACUAUAUAUCAGUGUGUUUAAGAACUUCUCUGCUGUUUUUUUUUUUGCAUGAUAGCUAAAUGUUAAUGCGGGCCCUUUCUGGGGUCCUCAAUGGUCAAUUUCUGAAGUGACAUUUUGAUGUCUGCAACUGAUGUUGGUCAUGAUUGAGAUAUAAUGGCUGUUAUUAUUACACUUGUAGUAUUGUCUGCAGUCUUAGAAAUAAAUAUAGUAGAUAUUA
This is a messenger RNA of Perca fluviatilis (European perch), 3077 nucleotides long. RefSeq names its product pannexin-1-like. The record is from RefSeq and is a predicted model, not a curated record. NCBI's taxonomy places the organism in Eukaryota, Metazoa, Chordata, Actinopteri, Perciformes, Percidae. The transcript has 8 exons. Gene Ontology annotation, molecular function: channel activity. Bases 416 to 1741 code for a protein of 441 amino acids. Gene Ontology annotation, biological process: positive regulation of interleukin-1 production; monoatomic cation transport.